This is a messenger RNA of Cercopithifilaria johnstoni, 5238 nucleotides long. The record is from the annotation of a GenBank genome assembly. NCBI's taxonomy places the organism in Eukaryota, Metazoa, Nematoda, Chromadorea, Rhabditida, Onchocercidae.
AUGGCAGAUAUAUGUAGUCCGGGGCAUGAGCCUUAUAAGAUACUCGACCGACUACAGUUACGAUGUUAUCUACCACACGAAAUUGAGCGGAUCAGCGUUCUCAGAAUUACCGAAACAAAAACAUUCGAUGAAAUUGGACAUCCAAUCAGUGGUGGCCUGUAUGAUCCGCGACUGGGCCCGUCUGAAACAUAUGAUACCUGUGAGACAUGCCAUCAACAAGGAACUUAUUGUCCAGGUCACAUGGGUCAUAUUCAGCUGGAAGUCCCAGUAUUCAACCCACUUUUAUUUGGUUUCACUUUUUCCUUAAUGAAUGGAACCUGUGUACAGUGCCACAAAUUGACAUGUAAUUCAUCCGGUUUGCCAGCGAAACUGCUUAUGGCUCAGCUUCGAGCAAUGGACCUUGGUCUUGUUUCAGUUGCGCAAGAACUUGGUGGUUUUAUCAAGGACCAUUUUUCUGCGGAAAAUGGACCUGGAACUUUGCAUGGAAAUGCACGAGCUCUUUCAGAUGAAAUUAAUGCAUGCAAAGAGCUGGAUGAUUUUCUUGACAAAUUCAACAAGCAAAGAGGCUCAGAUGUUAACAACAGUCAAUCCUUCCCUGUCAAAAAUGCUCUGGAACUGAAAAGAUUGCUGAUUCGGAAUUUUUGUAGAGAACAACUUUUUAAACACCGACAACGCUGUAGACUGUGUAAUCGAAGUAAUGGAAUUAUUCGUAAUGAUGGUGGUCGUUGCAUUCUGAUUGAUUUCGGUAGAACGAAUAGCAUAAAAAGACUUCAAAAGACGGCGCGUUCUGCACCCCUUGAAAACAUUGGAAAUAUCGAGAGUCAGGAAGUUGAUGCUGAUGAGGAUAUGAAAAUAGAGGGAGAUGAAAAAAAGUUUGAUGACAAAGACACUGCUUAUGGGUCAUUAUCGAAUUCAUCAGAACAAAUUUUGGGAGAGCAGAUGCAAUGGGUGUUGAAGGGGAAUUGCGAUAAAUUAGCUUGGAGAGGUGCCGAAGUACGAGAACAUUUUCGUAUACUUUGGCAAAAUGAUGGACCUCUGCUAAGGAAAAUCUUUCCUCUGUUCGAUUCUAAGGAUGACAAACAUUGUCCUCUUGACGUUUUGUUUUGUGAAGCGGUACUAGUGCCGCCUACAAAGUAUCGGCCGGUUCGGAUUUUUAAAGGUGAUAAAUUUGAAAAUCCACAAAGUAUUAACCUUCGGAAAUUAUUGGAAGCUUCAGAAACAGUUCGAGCCAUUCGUUUAGCAUUAUCUGGAAACAAUGACAAAGCUCUUUUGAAUUUGGUAUCAGAAAACGUUAUAGGACAAACAGUGCAAGCCAAAAUGCACAAUGCAUAUUUGACACUGCAGCAGCGUAUGGGAGCUAUUUUCGAUCAAGACCUAGACAAGUGGACAGAUGUAAGGAUUCAAGUCCCCGGUAUCAAGCAAAUUUUAGAGAAGAAGCAGGGUUUAUUUCGUAUGAACAUGAUGGGCAAACGUGUUAAUUUUGCUUGUCGUUCUGUGAUUACUCCAGAUCCCUACCUAGAUAUUGAUGAAAUUGGUAUACCUGAGCUUUUUGCGAAGAAACUUACUGUUACUGAAACUGCCAAUGCCAUGAAUUUGGCUAGAUUACGAAAAAUGAUCAAAAAUGGUCCAGACCUCCAUCCUGGUGCAAAUUUUAUUCAAAAACCAGGGCGAUAUACACAAGUUUUGUCAAUAAAUAAAGCAAAUGAACGUGACGCGGCUGCAAAGCGUCUUCAGCCGGGUAGCAGUUCUCAACUUGGUUAUCCUCUUCAGGUUCUGCGACAUCUAGAUAAAGGUGAUUUAAUGUUAAUGAAUCGGCAACCAUCUCUGCACAAACCUUCUAUGAUGGGUCAUAGAGUUCGAGUGCUUAAAAAUCAGCGAGCGUUACGCAUGAAUUAUGCAACUUGUAAAGCUUACAAUGCUGACUUUGAUGGUGAUGAAAUGAAUGGACAUUUUGUGCAAAAUCGAAUUGCGCAGACAGAGCUUGCAGAAAUUGCUAAUGUGGGAUCAAAUUUUUUGGUACCAAAAGAUGGAACACCCUUAUUGGGUUUGAUCCAGGAUCACGUAGUAUCAGGAGUUUUGUUAACAAUUCGUGGACGAUUUUUUAAUAAAGAAGAUUUUAUGCACUUGGUGCUCUCGGCGUUUGCUGAAACUACGCAACGGUUGAUCAUUUCACCUCCAGCUAUGCUAAAACCUCAGGUUUUAUGGAGCGGGAAACAGAUAAUCAGCACCAUACUAAGAAAUUGUAUUCCUCUGCAUAAACCACUUCUGAAUAUAAGAAGCAAGGCAAAGACGCCACUGUCGUGUUGGAAAGUUGAGGAUCAUCCUACACCGAAGUUCGAAAUGAGUGAGUCAGAAGUUAUUUUCAGACAAGCCGAAUUGUUAGUAGGCGUUUUGGAUAAGCAGCACUAUGGAAGUACACAGUACGGAUUGAUACACUGUUGCUGGGAUCUUUAUGGUCAUCAAUAUGCGACAAGAAUAUUAAGCUGCUUCUCGCGUCUUUUUACAACCCAUUUGCAGUAUCAUGGAUUUACUGUUGGAGUGGCAGAUAUUCUUGUUCGGAAGGAAGCAGAUAAGCAGAGAAAGAAAGAGAUCAAAGCUCUUAGGAAAUGUGGUGAUGCUGUGGUCAGAAAAUGCUUCAAUUUGGAUGAGAAUGCAGAUAAGUCUGAAAUAAAGCAUGUGAUGGCAAGUGCAUAUUGUAAUCCGAAAGGUGAGCAAAAUCAUAUACAGCAAUUGGAUUACAAGAUGAAAGAAACAUUGAACCGAUUCAAUGAAAAGAUAAAUAGUGCCUGUAUGCCAGCAGGACUUUUAAAACAAUUUCCACAAAAUGCUUUGCAACUGAUGAUACUUUGCGGUGCUAAGGGUACGAUGGUCAAUUCGGUUCAGAUAAGCUGCGAACUGGGCCAGAUUGAACUAGAAGGACAUCGACCACCGAUGACGAGCGCAGGGCGUACACUACCAUCUUUUCGUUCAUUUGAUUCUUCGCCGCGAGCUGGUGGAUUUGUCGAUCAGCGGUUUUUGACAGGCAUUAAUCCACAGGAACUGUUUUUCCAUACCAUGGCUGGACGAGAGGGUUUGAUUGAUACGGCUGUGAAAACAUCUCGAUCUGGUUAUCUGCAGCGUUGUAUUGUAAAGCAUUUGGAAGGCUUAGUGGCACACUAUGAUUCUACUGUCCGUGACCACGAUGGUAGCGUUAUCCAGUUCCGGUAUGGAGAAGAUGGGAUGGAUGUUUGUAAAACUACGUUCAUGAACUCUAAACAGUUUGAUUUCCUGGCUGAUAACAUGGAAGUGUUACGUUCGCGUGUACUACCAGUAGAUUAUAAUGAAGAUGAUUGGGAUUUGAAGAAAUCUGAAAAAGCGUAUAAGAAGAUCAAGAAAUGGCGUCGAAAAUAUGGCAUUGACAACAGAAAAAUAUAUACGAGUGGUUAUGUGGAAUUUUCCAAGAAAUAUCGAGGUACACCAAAAGAGGAAAUUCAGAAGAUGUGGUUUGAAUUAACCGAUGAAGAGCGUUACGAGUAUCAUAGCAAGGCUGGCAAAGCUUGCCCGGCUGCUGUUGAUGAGAAGAUGAAUCCAAAUCGUUCUUUGGGUGCUUUGCCACAGAAGCUUCUUGAUGAUAUAGAAGAAUAUAUCUGCAUGAAGUCAAAUGUUGAUGUUCAUAUGCCGCUCGACACAUUUCGGAAAUCUCUAUACUGGAAAGGGAUGCGUUGUCGGGUGGAUCCUGGUGAAAAUGUUGGUUUGUUAGCGGCUCAGUCUAUUGGCGAGCCUUCAACUCAGAUGACUCUAAACACUUUCCACUUUGCCGGAAGAGGUGAAAUGAACGUUACUUUGGGUAUUCCUCGAUUACGCGAAAUUUUGAUGACCGCUAGUAAUGACAUUAAAACACCUAGUGCAGAAAUUCAUAUAAAGCCAGGUGCAUCUUCGGAGCGCAUUGAAGCUAUCAAAAGAGAGCUGAAUCGAAUUUAUCUAAAAGAAUUAAUUAAGAAAUUUGCAAUUGAUGAACGCAUUAGUCUUUAUGAAAACGAAAGCUGGCGCUGCUAUGACCUUCAUAUUGAGCUGCUACGAACGAAAGAAAGAGUUGAAUGUACCCGUCAUAUAUCGAGUCGUCGUAUAUUGGCAGAAGUGGAACGUCGAUUCGUAAAAGCAAUUGAAAAGCGUAUCGCGGAUCGAUGCAGAGAGAUGACUGAUUAUCAUACAUUGCAACAUAAAAAAUUGAAACUGAACAAUUUGACUGUUGGUGUUGGGGGCGAAGAAGAAGCACCAAAACCCAAGAAACAGGAUGAUGGAAUGAGUAGUGAUGAAGAAAUCGGUGGGGGAAUUGAUCUAGAUGCUGAUGGGAGUCGUAUUUUGAAGCGUCACUUAGAUGAUGCUGCUGAAUAUGAAGGUGAAGAAGAUGAGCAACAAGUUGUUUUACCACAGCAAAAAGUUGAGGAAGCUUUCAUGGAAAUUUCAACCGAAAAUGAUGAUGAAGACGCUGAAACAGCAGUAGGAGGAGAUGAAGGUACAAAUGAUUCCUCUGCUACUCACCUAAGAUCUCAGGAAGCAGAAACUUCUCGCAUACAGAGUGUAAUUGCAUCAUCACCUUUGAUAAGGGAUUACAAAUUCGAUGUGAAAAACAAUCGAUGGUGUACUAUCACUUUUCAGUUACCAUUGAGCACCAAAACAAAAUUAGAUGUAGGAGCAUUGGUUGAAAGAGAACUGGAAAGUUUCCUAGUCUGGGAAACACCAGGCAUUGAAAAAUGUAUUGUUCGCUGUGAAAACCAUGGUGAUGAUCAACAUCAGAUUUUGGCUACGCAGGGUAUCAAUGUGCAGGCAUUAAUGAAACAUUCGGAUGUGCUUGAUGUGAAUACAUUAUAUUCUAAUAAUCUGAACAUGAUAUGUAAUAAUUAUGGUAUCGAAGCAUGCAGUCGAGCUUUAAUAAAAGAAAUAAUUCGUGUUUUCACACCAUACGGAAUCGAUAUAAAUUGGCGGCAUUUAACAUUGACUGCCGAUUACAUGACUUUUACGGGAAAAAUUCAACCGUUCAGCCGUAGUGCAAUGAGUUCGAGUGCCUCACCAUUUCAGCGAAUGACUUUCGAAACAACGAUCGCAUUCAUGCGUGAUGCUCUUAUAAAUGGUGACGAUGACUAUUUAAUGUCUCCAUCAUCGAGAUUAGUGAUUGGCGGAUUAUUACGUGGUGGUACCGGUAUUUUUGAUCUUAUGUUACCUAAGCUGAAUAUUUUAGCUGCUUGUAGCAAAUCUUAG